GCGUCGGAUCCUGCCGCUCUCCCCCAGACUUGGAUAGGCCAAUCCGGAAGCAGCAGAAAAAGCGUUAAGUCGGUUAACUACCUAAUAACGUUUAAAGCUGAGCAGGAGCAGCAGGAUGCAGCAAGAUCGGCAGGACGUCGUGCUGAUCUCAUCCAACAAAGAGCUGACCCCUGGCCUUCUGAGCGGGCAAGGGCACGGUCAUGACCGCUCCCAGCCAUCGAGCGGCAAGAGCCCGCAGGCUGCCGCAGCCCCGGGCCAGGAUAAGCUUGCCACAAGCCAAGAUCUAGGCAAGCCCGGCCUGCUUGGCGAGGACAUCAUACCACUCUCAGUUCCUGCCGCCCCGCACUCUGAGCACCCUCAUCAACCUCACGGGCUAGCGGCGUCCAUAAAGGCAGCGUUCUUCUCGGCACCAUCGCACACGCCCGCCAGCGGCGACAUCGUCGACCAGCCAACGACAACCAUGAUCUUCUCAGACCUGUACAAGUCGCCCCGGUCGACUUUCAACAAACUUCGAAACCCCUUCCCGCACGGCGUUCCGCCGCCGCCAGAUAUCGAGGCCGACCUUGUCAGCAGGGACAAGGCCAAGCAGAAGGAAGCCGUGAAGAAGUAUCUGGCGGAGAAAAUCCGCAAUGACUGGGAGUUUACGUGGCCUCCUGUGGGAGCCUCGACGCCUGUUCCUGCAGGACCUACAACCCCUGCGCAGGCGGAGCCCAUCCCGGCGUCAGGCGGCAGAGUCGCGGAGACGACGCCCGCGCUAGCAACGGCAAAUGAAGAUGCUGUGAGAGAUCCCGGGGAGGAGGCAGACGCCGAGUCAGACGCAGAAUCUGUCUACAGUACCAUCUCCGAGGACCCUGAGCACUUCCGGCCCCGCGCCGACUGGACGUCGGACCUGUCCGACGAUGACGACUUUCAUGUUCCUGCCUCCCCAUUCCGGUUUGAUAGCCCGGAAGCUGUAGGCGCGGCUGUGUGCGAUUCGAUCGAGAUGAAGCGCGCGCGACGAAGGAGAGCCGUGCGUGACGAGGCGAAAUGGAACCCCGGGCUCGCAUGCUUUGAGGCGCGCCGCAAUGCCUGGACAGGCGCAAAAACGGUACGGGUGAAGCCGAAACCACGAUGCCCUGUAUCGCCAUCCUCUCCACGCCGGCUGUUUUGGCGCCACCACCGAACGCAAUCAACUGCAUCGCAUGGCGGCGUGGUAAGCCCCAAAACGCCGGCCGGUCCGACCUCGCCUCUCCAACCCACAGAGACCCGCACGUCCACAGCAACGGCCACCGAGUCCGACUCGGGCAAGAGCGGGACAUGCGUGCAAAGAACAAGCUCGCGAGAUUCGACCUCAUCUGCACUCUACCCUGUGCAAACCGUCCUUCCCAUCCCUGCGCCGCUCUUGCCACCGCAAAACCCAAUGCGCGCCUCCAUCCAGCCUUCCAUGUACGGCUCCCUCUACGACAAGGUCGUCGUUCAGAGUCUCCAACCAUCAUGUCCGAUCAAUCUCGCCGACAUGCUACGCGCUUGCGUUGUUGGCUGGAAACGCGACGGCGAGUGGCCGCCAAAGUCGAGCUAUCCCGCGCCCGCAGUUCAGACACCCUCGGCGGACGUAAUUGCCGCGCGUCAGCGGAAGGCCGAGCAACAGCGGCGCAAAAGCUCCGCCGCAAAUGCCAACCCUUCGACGCCGGGGAACGGGUCCGGCUCGAGGAGACUGAGUUUUGUGGGCUUUUUCCACGGGAGCAGCAAUAAGCCCACAGCGCCACAGGAGGAGAAGGAGAAGGACAAUGCGCUGGGCCAUUCUCAGUCGCACUCAGACGAGGGUGCCGGCUCGGGCAAAUUCCGGAGGAGUCUGCAGAAGGUGUUCUCGCUGGGCCAGCACGGCCAUGCCCAUUCCGGUCCUAGCGCGAAUGGGAACGCCAAUGCGGGCGCGCCCCUCAGCCCGACCAGCCCCACGACCAAGGAGGUUACUGCUGCCGGUUGAGGAGCAAUGAAGUUGAACGGGAGGGCGUUUUGGCGUUGCACUGGACAACGGCUCGCAGUAAAGAUCCCCGGUGGCGGGUGAGAUCGGCUCGAAGUUGACGGCUAUGGACUCGUACAAGUUUGCUUGCACGGUAUUGCCUUGCUUUCUUACCAUAUCACUUGAUACCCCGGUUUAUUUGUGAACAAUUUGAUGAUACCAGGCGGGGAUAUGGCGGGGGUUGGGGAUAUGGGAAGGAUGAUAAAAAAGGGAGCAAGUAUAGGCACACAAGGAAGGACUCCGGGGAUGAUAUGUGUGAACUGCGAUCAA
This is a messenger RNA of Thermothielavioides terrestris NRRL 8126, 2269 nucleotides long. RefSeq lists its product as uncharacterized. The record is from RefSeq and is a predicted model, not a curated record. The transcript has 2 exons. Lineage: Eukaryota; Fungi; Ascomycota; Sordariomycetes; Sordariales; Chaetomiaceae. Bases 116 to 1963 code for a protein of 615 amino acids.